This is a messenger RNA of Notothenia coriiceps (black rockcod), 2347 nucleotides long. RefSeq names its product thymocyte selection associated family member 2 (gene themis2). Gene Ontology annotation, biological process: T cell receptor signaling pathway. The coding region runs from base 13 to 2109 and encodes 698 amino acids. The record is from RefSeq and is a predicted model, not a curated record. NCBI's taxonomy places the organism in Eukaryota, Metazoa, Chordata, Actinopteri, Perciformes, Nototheniidae. The transcript has 6 exons. Gene Ontology annotation, cellular component: cytoplasm; nucleus.
GAAGCAGCAGUGAUGGCAGGCAUGACUGCGCUGUCACUUCAACAGUUCAUUGCUUCAUUGGACAAAUCUUGUCUACCAAAAAUUUUACAAGUUUGCUCUGGAGUGUAUUUCCAAGGGUCUGUAUAUGAACUUUCUGGGAGUGAAGUCUGCUUUUCUACUGGGGAUCUAAUAAAGGUCAUUGACAUUGAGCUCCUAUCGGUUUCCUGCGAAGACAUCAGCAACGAUGAGAAGUUUGAGCUUCCGAUCAACCACACAGGUUUGUUCAAGGUGGUUCCAGAGGAGAUGCCGUACACUUCAGUGGAGGAGAUGGUGAGCCUGAGACCCCUGGGCCUGGAGUCCUGUCUUCCCUUCACUUUCACCAACCGCUCAAAGAUAACUGUUGGAAACUUCACACUGGGGGCAGGCCGAGCUUUGACAGUGCUCUCCAUCGAGCGGCGUGAGGGUGAGGUGGAUCAUGUGCGCUGCCAUGUUAAAGGACAACAGGAAACCUCUGCAGAAGUGUGUAUCCCACUUUCUGCCCAAGGGGAGUUCAAAGAGUGUGAAAGUGAGGAGCGCUUCACUCUGAGAGAGAUCAUGUCCUCGCCAUGCCUGUGCAGUCGAAAGUUUCGCUUCAUCAACACAACCAAGUGUGAUCGGCCCCUGGUCCUCUGUCCAAUAUACCAGGUCCACGCCAUCAUGAGCAUGAGGAAGAACGUGUUGAAGUUUCCCUCCAGCUUAGAGGUGGAUGUGGUCGAUGCCACUGAGCUGUGCGAGGACGUGAACUUUGUGACGCCGCUCAGUCUGACAGAGGUCUUUUCCCAGCCGGAAGAAUCCUUCCCUGCUGUAGUGGAGAUACUGGAAGUCCCUGAGACGCGCUCUCUGUUCAAGUGCAGCUGGCUGUCAGAAAUGAAAUUGGGCAGUAAAAUGAUUUUCCACAAGAAAAGCUCCACAGCCAUGGUUCUGUUAUCCAGCCUGAAGAGCCGAAAGUCUCAGCAGUUCUUCCUGGUGUCUCAGCAAUACGGUGGACGAUUCCGCAGGCGGCCAAGAGAGUUUAAUUCAGUGUACGAGAUGCAUGUUGCUUCAUCCCUGGCACCAGCUCUGAAAGUGGGUGUCACGAGGAGCUGUGAGGAGGUGGAGGAGGAGGGCCUGCCUGCGCUCAGUGUGGGGGAACAGCUGGAGGUUGUUCGCUGUGAGACCGUGGAGCUGCCUUGUGAAAGCAACAAGGAACAGACGCAGUUUGUCGAGGCUCUGCUGUGUCGGCGUCUCCAGGACCCAGACGAUGACGAUGAUGAUGAUGAUGAAGAUGAAGACGAGGUGAAGCAGGAGAAUGGCAGAGAGGAGAUUUUUCUGCCUCUGUACAUGCAGGGUCACUUUGUGGAAGUACUCAGUGAUAGCAAAAAGUACAAACUCAAGGACUUGGGUAAGAAGUUUAGUUUGCCCCUGAAUGUUAAAGUGGUGAGCCGGGACACUGAACUCGAAGCCGAUCCACUCGCUGGGUUUGCGUCUCUCAGAAUAGAGGCGGCCAUGUUGGAGCCCACCAUCCAGGCAAGCUUUGCACACAGGCCAGAACACUGUUUUGAAAUCCCAACGGAGUGGCUCUCUAUGUCUGUCCAUUUUACCAAGGACCCCCUUCCGUGGCCCAGCAGCAAACCCCCUAAAUGCCAUGUGGACAGAGUCACUGAGGUGACAGACAUGUUCUUUUAUGAAUUUCGCAAACAGGGGAACUUCGACGCAGCUCCUCCACCCCGACCCCCUAAGCGAAAUAUGUCAUCUUCAAAGUCUCUCAAAACCCCAUCAAAACCCUUAAAAAAGUCAAUCAAAAAGUCAUCCAACAAGAGCGUCCCGAGCACAGAGUUAGCCACUUUGACUUUGGAUGGCAAGCGAAGGCCCCCAGCCCCCCCGACUCCAGGUCUUUUGACAGGCCAGCCUCCACCAUUAAUACCCCGAAAGCACUCUGUGACUACAGGCAAUGCUCGGCCGAACACCUAUGUGCAAAGGGAGGACCCCAAGAUAAAAGUGCAUCUGCCUGAAAUAGCACCAGAUGUGGACAGCGACCAUGACUAUGAAACUGUGGAUGAGACUUUUGCCACGAUCCUGAAGGACGCGCAAGAGAAUGUCAUGUUUUACUGAAAUGAUGUCCUGCCACGACAGAAACAAAUCAAAUAUAGGCGGUGGGAACUGAAAAGAAAAUGGCAUAUUGCAUAUAGUGUUUUUAAGCUCUUCCAUCUUGAUUUAUUUUAGAGAAGAAAGGGUUUAAAUAAGGUUAGAUAUUUCAGUUGAAGAGGCCCUUUUGUGCUUUUUUGGGGUUUUCCCUUUCCUAUAGUGUGUUAAGAUAAGAUGGUACUUUAUUGAUUCCCAAUUUGGGACA